This is a messenger RNA of Leptonychotes weddellii (Weddell seal), 857 nucleotides long. Lineage: Eukaryota; Metazoa; Chordata; Mammalia; Carnivora; Phocidae. The record is from RefSeq and is a predicted model, not a curated record.
CUGAGUAUGGAGGACUUCCGGAGGGUGCUGAUGAAGACAGGGCUGGUGCUGGUGGUGCUGGGCCACGUGAGCUUCAUCGCAGCCACUCUCCUCCACGGCACCGUGCUGCGCUACGUGGCUGGCCCGCACGACGCUGUGGCCCUGCAAUACUGCGUGGUCAACAUCCUGUCUGUCACGUCUGCCAUUGUGGUCAUCGUCUCAGGCAUUGCAGCCAUCGUGCUGUCCCGCUACCUGCCCAGUGUCCCCCUGCGCUGGACAGUGUUUAGCUCGAGCAUGGCCUGUGCCCUUCUGUCUCUGACCUGUACUCUGGGCCUCUUGGCCUCGAUCGCCGUGACCUUUGCCACCCAGGGCCGGGCACUGCUGGCCACCUGCACUUUUGGAAGCCCCGAAGUGCUAGUACUGGUGCCCGACUGUCCCUUCGACCCCACACGCAUUUACAGCUCCAGCCUGUGCCUCUGGGGCAUCUCGCUAGUGUUCUGCGUGACCGAGAGUGUGUUUGCCGUGCGCUGCGCCCAGCUCACCCACCAGCUGCUGGAACUGAGGCCCUGGUGGGGGAAAAGCAGUCACCACGUGAUGCAGGAGAGCCCAGAGCCUGUGGAGGGCCAUGACCUGCUAAGCUGCACCAGCUCUGAGCCACUGACCCUCUGAGAGCUGAUGCCCCAUCCAGGCCCCAUGACCACUAGGGCCCCACAACCCAGCCUGUGCUGUGACCAGGCCAGGGUUCCUCGAGCAGACCCCAGCUCACUGGUCACUCGGGGACCCCAGUAGAGCUUUCCACCCCCUCCCUCAGCUACCCAGCCCACUGCACUGAAAUGAGACUUUAUUCCGAAGUUAUUAAAAAGAACAGAGAUGCUCCA